Messenger RNA from Chelonoidis abingdonii (Abingdon island giant tortoise), 7252 nucleotides. RefSeq names its product E2F transcription factor 2 (gene E2F2). Gene Ontology annotation, biological process: regulation of transcription by RNA polymerase II. The record is from RefSeq and is a predicted model, not a curated record. Gene Ontology annotation, molecular function: DNA-binding transcription factor activity, RNA polymerase II-specific; protein dimerization activity; RNA polymerase II cis-regulatory region sequence-specific DNA binding. Lineage: Eukaryota; Metazoa; Chordata; Testudines; Testudinidae. Gene Ontology annotation, cellular component: RNA polymerase II transcription regulator complex.
CCAAUGCACAAACCACUGAGCUAUCCCGUGUUGUCUGUUUCUUGCUUCUUACACUCCUCUGCGGCCGUUCCUGGUGGGAGGGUCGCUGGUGUGUGGUUCCAGAUAUGACUGAGCAGCGUUGGUGUGAUCUCACGCAAGGCGUUUCACAGUGUGGGGCUGGAAGGCCCAAGAGACACAGUGGGGCUCUCCUGGUUGAGUUUCCCCUGGCUAACACGGGGGCUCACGGACGGUGAGGCUGUCUUUGAGGACCAGGCCUGGCAAUGAAUGGGGAGCUGGUUGAGUUGCUGGAGGGCUAAUGUGACAUGCUCCUGUCAACCUCUAGCUUCAGUGCGCUGGGUAUGUUGUAGCAUCCUCGCAGGGACACACCGCCAGGGGAUGAAGGUGUGGAUGGCGGAUCACAGCAUCUGGUCCCUUCGCCAGCUGGCAGCACGGGAGCCCUGCCCAAGAACACUCCCUGCCGCCUUGAUUGCAUGGUGUCCAUAUCCUGGCAAGUGCUAGCCUGGCCCUGGCCUUCCCUGGGAGAAACUGUGCCAGCUGCUGUCUGGCCUUCAGCGUGAGGGAGCUCUCCCCAUCUUCCUCCUUUCUGGCUUGGUGCGGUGCCCGACAAUACAGCUCCAAGGGUCUGCAACCCGGCCUGGAGGAGCUGGUGCCAAAAGGGAAGCACUUGUGGGAAAUGGCAGGCAGCUCCCAAGCCAGCCUGCAGUGCCGCUCAGGAAGUGGGCAGGAAGCGAUCUGGCAGCUGCUGGGAGCCGGCCGCCUGGCCUUGCCACGUGCUGCUUCCCCUUCCCAACCCGCCGGGGGUCGCUCGCCCCUUUUGUUGUGCAAUUGAAAGGGUUCAGGACGAGCCCCAAGCUCCUCGUGGGACAGGGCGAUGCCCCCUGCCGAGCCCCUCUGCCCCCACCCGGGGCUGAGCUGCUGCCUGUUCCCAGAAUCCGCUGUUGUAACCGGACACGUCUCACGCAAGUGCUUUCCUGUGGCUGGGCUCUCUGAUAGCACGCUCGGCGCCCGGGAAAGGCCUCUGGGCAUGGAGCAGCGGGCGGGCUCAGAUCAGUGCACGCGGCCCCUCAGCCCUGCCCUGAGAGCUAGAGACCAGGCCUGUCUGUUCUCUGCAUCCGCCAGCAGCGGGGCCCCGUCCUGAUGGAGGCUCGGUGACAUGGACGCCUGGGCUUCAGUGUGUGGGACUGUGACCCAGCAGCGAAUGCCCCAUAGGCAGCGGAGCAGCCAUCCAUGGCCAAAAGGAAGCUGGAUCUGGAAGGGACCGGCCAGCCAGGCAUCCCAGAGUUCCGGACGCCCAAGGGGAAGGGCAGGACAAUCACUCGAAUCCCCAGCCCCAGGACCCCCAAGUCCCCCGGGGAGAAGACGCGGUACGACACCUCCCUGGGGCUGCUGACCAAGAAGUUCAUCCACCUGCUGAGCGAGUCGGAGGACGGGGUGCUGGACCUGAACCGGGCGGCCGAGGUGCUGGAGGUGCAGAAGCGCCGGAUCUACGACAUCACUAACGUGCUGGAGGGGAUUCAACUCAUCCGGAAGAAAUCCAAGAACAACAUCCAGUGGAUGGGCACAGGAAUUUUUGAGGAUACCUCCGUGACAGUGAAGCAGCAGUCCCUGCGCCAAGAGCUGGUGGAGCUGGCCAAGACCGAGAGAACGUUGGACGAGCGCAUCCAGGACUGCACCCUCCAGCUGAAGCACCUGACAGAGGAUGAGACUAACCAGAGGUUAGCAUAUGUCACCUACCAGGACAUCCGUGCCAUCAGCAACUUCCAGGAGCAGACGGUGAUAGCGGUCAAGGCCCCCCCAGAAACCAAGCUGGAAGUACCGGACCUCAAUGAGGAGAACGUGCAGCUCCAUCUGAAGAGCACCAAUGGCCCCAUCGAGGUGUACUUGUGCCCCGAGGAGAUCCUGGAGGACAGCCCUGCCAAGGAGAGCAGCUUCUCCACCCCUUCCCUCCAGGACAGCAGCGACCCGUCCCCAGGGAAAGCUGAGCCCCUGAUGGAGGUGGAAGACGGACUCCUGGACAUGCCCCAUCACCUGCUGCAGCAGACGGAGGACCAGCUACCCUACGGUGACCCCGCCCCCUUCGUCAGCUUCUCCCUACCCCUUGAUCAGGACGACUACCUGUGGGGGCUGGAGGGGGGCGAGGGAGUGAGCGACCUCUUCGAGGCCUAUGACCUUGGCGACCUGCUAAAGAACUGAGCUGGCGAGGGGGCCCCCUCCCUCCUCGCUAUGGUGCUAAUGGCCUUGCUGAGUCUGGGGCUUUGACUUGAAGUGUGGACUCCGAGCCCCUGCCCUCCCGGCCACCAGAGCAGGGGCAUGGAGACCUUCUGUGGGGCAGGACUUCCUCCCGCUCUGCCUCACCCGUGCGUGGUCUCCACAGUUCCUCCUCCGCUGUCGGUGCAGCUGGGCCAGUGCAGACUGGGCGUAGCAGUCAAUGCAAGACAAGACCCCAGAGGGCAACCCGCUGCAGGAAUGAAGCGCCUUCGCCCGUUUGUCUUUUCCCUGCCCCCCACACACACCGGUAAUAUGUUCCUGGCCUGUCCAGGGAUGCUGAGGCUGGGUAAGGAGCCCCUGGGAGACUGGGGCUCUGUCAUGGAAAGUGAAUCUUCGCAUCCCAUCCCCGAAGCGACCCGUCUGUGGAACACCUAGGGCGGCUGUGUCUGGGGAGCGGAGGGGGAGUAGAACGCUCUGUGGCCUGCCAGGGGAUUUGCGUGGCAGGGCAGGACAUCCUGUUCCCUGGAAUCUGGGCAGGGGUGGGCAUGUGUGCGUGUGUGAAUGAAGAAAUCCUUAAGCUCCCACAGCUGCUCAGGGGGGCCCGCAGGGAUCUGUGAUGGCAGCACAGCUGCGAGACACUUGUCUGUUUUGCUCUGCCAGACCCGGGCGCCCCCUUUGGAUCUGACCCAGGUGGGUCUUGCUUCCCCGUCCCUGAAUGUUUUGCUUGGAGCGUACGGGGUCUGAGCCAACCCAGAAACGCCAAGUGAAACCUGGUUUGUCAUUGCAGCCGUCAGGUGGCUUUUGAUGUGAACAGUCAGCUGAGAGAGUCCCUCCUUAGGGCCAUGACCUCUGGGGGGAACUUACCAGGGACCUGCUCUGACAUCUUGUAAUGAAACUUGAAACAAGGCAAGUCCGGAGUGGAGGGCGUGGUGAGACAGGGAUGCUCCCAUCCACUCCCCUGUGAUGGGAGGGAUUCCAACUGCAUCUCCUCCCUCCCCUUCGACCGACCCUAGGCCCCCCCUCUCCCCUCCAUCCGCUCACUGGCUACCUUCGCUCUCAGUGGGUCACUUGGAUCUGCUCCAUCUAGACUGGUGCUAAGCGACCUGCUGUGAGCAUCACAUGUAUCAGGUAAAUGGGCCGUUGUUCCCAUGUGAGUCCCCGAGUCCAGGGUUACCCCAGAUCCUUCCUGAUUGGAUCAGCCCUUCUCUAAAUUCAUUGUUAGGUUAGCGGGGGAUCUGUCUGAUCGAGUGGGAGAAGCCCCAAGUGCCACAGGCUGGGCUGGGUCCCCUAGGAGACCAACUGUCCACCCCCUCCCCACUUCCACGGUAGAUUCUGGGAACGGAGUGGAUUAAAUCUGGGAUGGCCAAGGUAGCAUAAGAGAGCUCUGAGUGCACUGUGCCUUGUGAAAACCAAGCCAUUAACUUCCACUGUGCUUCCUGUGGGGUGGGAUUAAUACCCGCUUCCAUGUCGUGCUUUGGGAUCCUCUGAAGGGCAGAGUCUUAGAGGUGAGAUCUGGACCAUUAUCCAUAGCCCGCUGCAACGAAAUGAUGCUUUGUUUCCAGAGUGUGUGCCAAUGGCUUGCAGAUCACUCUGCUUCACCAAUGUUGCGGUGCUGGUCGCUUACUGAAUUGCUGCUUUCUGAUUGGCUUGGCGCAUAUCAUGCUUCAGCCAAUCAGAGACCAAUCAUCUGCGCACUGUGAAAUGUACACAUUUUCAGCUGUAGUUUAAACUUAAAUCCGCUAGUCGGGCACUUAGUGUGAAAAUUGUCAAACUUGGGUGCCUAGCGCUGUGUGCCUAAAUGAAUAUUUAUGCAGCUAAUAGUGGCUUGAUUUUUUUGUUUGUUUGUUUCAGAUGUUGAGCGUGCUCUGCUCCCACUUUGAAGUGAAAAUCAAGCCACUCAUAGGUGCCUAAAAGUGUGGAUUUGGGUGGCAAACCUGAGCUUCCAGAGUUCAGAAAUGUUGAUCUAAUCUUACUUCAUUUUUACUCAUAGUAAGACUUUCAAAAUCUGGCAAGGUGCUUAUCUGCAUUUUAGGGACCUAAAUACCUCUGACAAUGUGGCUCUGACAUGUAGCAACCUAGUUAGCCACAGAUUCCAUUGUCAAUAUUUUUUUUUUGUGUGCAAAAUUCCAGAGAGGAGAAGGGAGAAGUAGCUUUUUAUUUCACUCUGUCCAAAAUUCACCCCCCGCCUCCCCUCCAGAAAGUCUUCUUUUGGAUUUCCAGGUUUUCGAUAUUUGCAGAAUAGCUGUUGGUUAACAGGUGGGAAAUUUUGUCAUGUGCCAUCCCAUUAAAUUCUGUCUUAAAAAUGGAAACAAGCACAUUGUCUUAACCUCUACUUGAAUGCAGCUUAUCCGUGCACGGGGAGAAUGCCAGACGGAGCCUGCAAUGGAUGCUGGGUAGGUAGAGUCCCAUUCACAUCUGCCCAGGUGGCUCUCCUUGCAGGACUGGAAUCUGAGGUAUUGUAGCCAAUAUGUCCACUAUGUUAAAAUGAAAUACUUUUUGUUGGCUUUUAAUCUAGCAAAGGGGUUUAAUGCUGCCCAGAUACCACGGCGAUGGGCAGCACCUUCCACGUAAAAUCAAUAGCAAUAGCUAAGUCCCUAAUGGACCUCGUGGAGUCUCUGAUUCAUCUCCCUUUCUGGGGGUGAAAACUCAGCUGGGGGAAAGGUUUUGAUUUUGUUAAUUUCCCCCUUUUCGUGUGUGUUUGGGCAUUAGGGGUGGAAGGUACAGUCGUUCUCGUGGUCUGACGCUGGAUUCGGCUGAUCUCCUUUCUUACCAACCCUGCCUUGGUGCUCCCAUAUCUAGCGUCCCCAUCUAGGGGAGCGUGCAAAAGUGGGAACUCCCCAAAACGAGGUGUGAUGAACCGGGGGUGGCUGUGCUUGAGACGGAGAAAAGGUGGGCUGCCUCAUUCGAGCCCCUUCUGGACCGGCAGCUGAUCUGACCAAAGGGAGGAGGUUUUCUGGCAUCUCAAUACACAGCUGUCCUGGGGCGCUAGGCCUCCAUCUGGAGGUGGCUGUUGUGUGCCUAAACGAAAGGCCACUGUCGCUCUGACAGGGGCUCUGUAGCCCUGGUUAUUCAGGGAGCAUCUGUGAAGAGGAGACUGAGCAGCAUGUGUUCUCUAGAACUGGAGAUGGGAGGUGAGGGAAGUCAGUUUUCUUAAUGCAACCACGUGCUAUGGGGAUCUCCCCCGCUGAAUAAUCCAAGUCCAAUCCUGCUGUAAAAGUGACAGUCAAACCAGCAUUGGAAGCGGCACGGCUGUGUCUUGAACGUGCUCCGUGGGUGAGUAAAGAUACAGCUCUUUGAACUGCAAACUCCCCCUGGCAUUGGAGAGUCCACCUGGGUUCUCUCCUUGCACAUCCUCCCCGGUAAGAGAGGUUCUGCUGGCCAGGUGAGGCCCAUGCCAUCCCGUUGUCCUGUGGGUUUGUACGUGGGUCACUGAGCUGCCUUGUCUACAGCAGGGGGAUUGCCCCAAUUCCAGCCGCCUGUGGCUAGCAAUUGGUGUAGCAGCACCAAGCGCUCAUCCUUGCUGGAGGCUGGGGUGGAAUGUGCUAAUGUCAAUGGAAGCUGAUAGUAGUUGGCCUGUCAACAAAGAAUCUGCAGGCAGUGCAGCUGAAUUGGGGGCAUCCACUCUGAUGCACAAGGGAAACUAGAAUCCAGCUUCCCCCUCUCACAGCAGCACUGGCAGUGGGGCAAAUAGCAGUGAAGAGUGGUCAGAUCCGACCUAGGUCACAAGGUCUUGCAUGGGUUGAACUGACAGAGGUGAAGUAAAUUGGGUCAAGCCAGCGACCAGCUUCCAAUACUCUAGACAAGGCCAGCUGUAUUUUAGCAUGUGCUAAGUGGGCAGAGUUAAGGGUAGAUUGAGCUAGCUAACACCAUCUAAAAACCAUUGCUAAAUCCUCCUCUAGACAAAGCCAGAAUGGAAGAGACGAGACUCUGGUCAGGUCUUUGCUAAGUGUUUCUGCUGGCCUAGCUUUGCCACUAGAAGCCUUGAAUGUAGAAGCAGCGAGACUAGCGAAGUUUCUCUUUUACAGGUAUAGUUUCACUCAGGGCGGCGUGAUUUCACAAUACCAGUGUAAAACAGCUUUGCCAGUGUAGCUGCAUCCACUUCAGGAGCUGCUCAUAUGGUAAUGCUAGUUUGCCGUGAAGCACUCUUAGCGUAGACAUGUGUCCAAGAUGCAAAUCUGAUGACUAAAAGGCAUCACUGGAAAAUAGUUCACUUUCACGGCAGAGCAGCCUGUUGAAAUCUACCUGAGAGGUGUGUUUCUGUACCAGUUGAGAAUAAGCUCUUUUUAUUUUUUUUUUAAAUAGUCAGGGGUAUUUUGUUUCUGUUUUGUUUUUUAAAGUCUGAUCCUGAACUUGCCUUGUACAUAAACCUGAAGUGUCUCUGGGCUCAGACCGGUGUAUUGCUACCUGCUUUCUAUAGAGUUAAACAUUAACUUAAUGAUUUGGGUUUGGAAUCUGUCUAUUGUGGAACAAUUCUAAUGCCGGUUGCCAGCUUGACCUGGCUUUCCAGGUGAGGCUUUUAACUGGAGAUGAGUCUAGGCCAAAAAUCUCAGAUCUGUACUUUGCAGCUCAGUCUUGUUGUGAGUCUUAACAGAGCAUGCGCAGAAAGAGCAUGUCUACAUGGGGAAGCUAUUCUGGAGUAGAUCCGAAUUUAAAGCCCUAGAGCUGUCCUGGGAUAGCUGCUCUGGUCAGUUUCCCCACACAGACAUGCCCUAAGCGAAGUACCUGGGAGGCCAUCUUGAAUCUUCAAAUCUCUUUUGUGAAUUGCAUAUGAAAUCCUUCAAAGAUACUCGCUCUGGGUGUGCCGCUGGCUUUCGUCUUAACCUUGUAAAAUUGUACAGAAUUAUUGCACUGUAUUUAUAAAGGGAAGCCACCUUUUUACACUUAUAUAUAUAUUUUAAGUGAGUGUAUUUAAAUCAUUCUUGGGGUGGUUCUCCUGAAGUCCAGCUUGGUGGUGUUGUGGGCGUGAAUGUGUUUCUUUUGUAAACUUACGGCACUUGAAGGUUUGUGAGCAAAAAGAAAUUAAUAAAAAUGCUUUGUUUUUUGA